This is a messenger RNA of Tupaia belangeri chinensis (Chinese tree shrew), 3756 nucleotides long. RefSeq names its product SprT-like N-terminal domain (gene SPRTN). Bases 352 to 1815 code for a protein of 487 amino acids. Gene Ontology annotation, molecular function: single-stranded DNA binding; polyubiquitin modification-dependent protein binding; metalloendopeptidase activity. Gene Ontology annotation, biological process: DNA repair. The transcript has 5 exons. Gene Ontology annotation, cellular component: nucleus. NCBI's taxonomy places the organism in Eukaryota, Metazoa, Chordata, Mammalia, Scandentia, Tupaiidae. The record is from RefSeq and is a predicted model, not a curated record.
AGUGAGUGAGGGGCAAGGCGGCCGGGUGUGGGUACUGCGCAUGGGCGUCGCUGAGUGCUGGGGUUUGAAGUUGUGGAGGAGGGUAGAGGCGAUAACCGGAUUUCUGUCGCUCCUGGGGCCCUGGGAGCCCUGGUCUGCGCCCACAAGUUGUGCCGACUAUUUUUUUUUUUUUAACUCCCGAAUCUUGGCUUUGGCGUUUGGGGAAGCCGAGCUCUCGCUCUCGAGCCCGUUUUCCUAGUUCUCGCGAGGUUGGCGGCGGCCCGAGCACAACCCCGAGCCGGUAUCGCCCAGGACGACGCCGGGAGGCCUACCCCGAGCCAGCCCGACGCGCGACCCCACCGCAGACCCGCGAUGGAAGAGGACCUGCUUUUGGCCUUGCGGCUGCAGGAGGAAUGGAACCUGCAGGCGGCGGAGCGCGACCGGGCCCAGGAGCCGCUGUCGCUUGUGGAUGCGUCCUGGGAGUUGGUGGACCCCACGCCGGAUCUCCAGGGCCUGUUUGUGCAGUUCAACGACCGGUUCUUCUGGGGCCAGCUGGAGGCCGUCGAGGUGAAGUGGAGCAUGCGGAUGACCCUGUGUGCUGGGGUCUGCAGCUAUGAAGGGAGGGGCGGAAUGUGCUCCAUCCGGCUCAGCGAGCCCCUGUUAAAGCUGAGACCAAGGAAGGAUCUCGUGGAGACCCUCUUGCAUGAAAUGAUACAUGCCUACUUGUUUGUCACUAAUAAUGAUAAAGACCGGGAAGGGCAUGGGCCAGAGUUCUGUAAACACAUGCAUCGUAUCAACCGCCUGACGGGAGCCAACAUAACGGUGUACCACACCUUCCACGACGAGGUGGACGAGUACCGGCGGCACUGGUGGCGCUGCAGCGGGCCGUGCAAGCACAAGCCACCGUAUUACGGCUACGUCAAGCGCGCCACCAACAGGGCGCCCUCUGCUAACGACUACUGGUGGGCCGAGCACCAGAGGGCCUGUGGGGGCACCUACGUGAAAAUCAAGGAGCCGGAGAACUACUCGAAGAAAGGCAAAGGAAAGACAAAACUAGAAAAGCACCCAUUAUCAGCGGUGGAGAAUAAAGAUAAACCCAGUAGAGGCGAGGCACAGCUUUUAAUCCCGUUUAGUGGCAAAGGGUACGUUCUCGGAGAAGCGAGCAGUCUGCCUUCCUCCGGGAAACUGGUCACCUCCCGGGCUGUCACCAAAACCCCGGACCUAAGUGAGCGCCAGUCAGCAGCCGCCGGAAGACCUUGUGCCAAAGCUGGAGGGGAAUUUGAACAGAAUGUUUCGAGUAAAAAACCUCACCUGGCCUCCCCCUUUCUUAACACCGGUCACCAAAGUGUCCUAAGCAGCUACUUCCCCAGAGUCCCAGUGGCCAGCCAGAAGGCCUUCCGAGGUGCGAGUGGGUCUCCAACAGAAAGUCUCCCAAUGGGCGACGUCACCAGAAAUGCCGUCUCUGCCAGUUCUCAGAGGAGGGUGACAGCGUCCAAGGUCUCCCUAAGAAAUUCCUCAAAAGCUGUGGAGUCGACGCCUCUGGCCGCACCCCAGGAUGCGAGCGCGUCUGGGGAUACAGUCCCUCGGAAGCGGGCCAGGCUGGGGGACACAGCCGGCCUUGGCCGCUUUUUCAUCCAGAAGGAGCCAGCAGCAGGCGGCGGCGACCCCGAGCGCGGCCCUUGGCCUGACCCUGGCCCUCCGGGUGCCAGCGGCGGCGGCCACCACAGGCUGGUGUGCUGCCCUGUGUGCCAGCGGGAGGUCCACGAGGGCUGCAUCAACGAGCACCUGGACGGCUGCCUCGUGGGCGAGGGCGAGGGCGGCAGAGUCGCACGCUGAGAGUCUCGGACCGGGAACGUGGCUCGCCCACCACCGGUGCCCCACCGCGCCAUCCACGUCGGGGGUUCUGGUGCAUACCGAGACCUGGCACUUUACAGUUGGGUCCCCACGGCGCCGAGUUCCGUGGACACGCACGCGUGCAAGGUCGUACAGCCCAAGUGGCUCAGGUCUGCUGCCACGCGCGGUGGCCAAGGGGGCUGCUCGCACGCCUGUGUGGCUCUGAGACGCAUUCUGUUGCUUUUGGAGGUUUUUCAGUCUUUUGAUCUUUUUACUUUUCGACUCUUUGAAAUAUUUAUAUGAGGAAUCCUGUCAGAUAGUUGGUUAAAUUGAAUAUUUUUUUACUAAUAUUUUUAUUAAUUUUAAAACUCAUUCAGAGAAAAUCUUCACAGUGGCAAACACAUUGACCAGAAAUACAACCUGGAGCUUAAAGUGUUAGUUGUUUUAAGGUACUAAAGCUUGUUAUUUUGGGGGGAGAUUUUUGGGGAAAAUCUUAGGAAAUAAUUCUAUGUUUCAAAGAAUGUUAUUGCUCUGUCCCACCUUUACUGAAGGGUGGCAGUGGGUUCAGGGUAAAGUGGAUGAUACAGUAAAACCAGUGUGUUGUGGGGUGUUACCAGUGACAAAUGGCCACUGUCACGCUGUGUCCAGAUUGUAUAUGGACUUUAGCUUUUUGUCACAGUUCAGUAAAGUGAGUGGUUAAAACUCAGUACCAACGGGUAGGUGGGACAGAACAGAGUUGUCUCUGGUGCCAGGAAGAUGGCCUGGAAACCGGCUCCGAGCCAGUUGAAGCAGUCACACUAAGAAAUGUCACUUGUACGUUUUACUAAGUAUCCCUUUGGACGAUGCUCUUUUCCGUAUUCGAUUUAGCGAGGACGCAGGGCCCUUCUGUCGGGUCACUGUCUCAUGGCCCACCUCAGUGUGCUGGCAUGUCCCCUCACCUUAGUUCACACAUUUUUUCUUACUCAUUGCCGUAUAGGAGCACAACUGAGUGCACAGCCGGCUACACUUUCUCUCAGUUCACUGUGUGACCGCCACCCAGACCAGGUCGGCCUCUCCACCGCCACAGAUGCUCCCUGGGCCCCCUGUCUGGCAGUCCCAGAGGUCACGCCUUUGAGCUCUUGGUCCGGCUUGUGUAGACUGGCCUUGACUUCGUGAACCAGGAGGUGUCUGUCGCUGUGUCUAGUAGGAACUCUUUUUCAUUGCUCUGUAGUAUUUGUAUGAAUAUGCCAGAAUUUUUUGUCCAUUUUUUUCUUUUUUAGAGUAACAAAACAUAUUUUACUAAAACAUAAGAUUUGCAUAAGUUUCCAGAAACGCCACACAAAAUGAUCACAAGCCUUGUUUUGGAAAGAGGACAUCCACACUGAACAGUGAAGUCACAGUGUCAUUAGUGAGGCUGUGAUGUUUAAUGCUCCCAUUCUGUUCAGACUUGUCCAGCCUCAGCAUAUAAAUUGAGAGAGAGCAUAUUUCCAAUGGACUGGUUAGUUGCUUUUCACUAAAAGCCAAAGGAAUUAGAUCGCCAGGAAAAGGGGGAAAGGAGCCCAUAAAAUGUAACUCCCCUUCCCCGAGAAGAGAUGAAAACACCCACAGCCUUGCAGCUAAGCCUGCAGCUGCCUUCGGGGGCUUUGCCCAGUCCACAGCAGGGAACGUCUAAGAGCGGGAGGGCCUACGAUGUCGGCGGUGACGGACACCAGAGCUACCUCACCUGGGCCAUGGGAACCAUGCUGCCGAUGACUUCUUCGUGCUUCUGUCGGUUGCACUCAGGGAUGGGCCGGCCGGUGGCGGGUGUAUUUAUGUCGGUUUAGUGACUUGUGCCCGUUUACAUCUGGCCAGCAGCAUAUAAGCACUUGUCAAUCUGUCAUUUCAGCCUGUCCAACUGGAUGUUUAAGUUUUAACAUUUCUUCAAGCAUGAAGAUAAACAGUAUUUAAUAAAUAUUUAUACAUAAA